AUUGAUCAGUGCACCGAAUGCUUUAGUGAGUUUUGUUGUGUGUCGUGCCAUAUUAUUAUUUUUUUAAGUAAAAACCAUAUAAAUAAUAUUUAAAGGACCACGUACUAUACUUAGUGAUGCAUUUUAGGAUAUCUAUAAUACUAUGUUGGGCAGUCCUUAUGGGAUUUGCGACUGCAACUCAGAUCCAACGUAGUAGUAAAGAUUUUAACUUUAACAAUGAAGAUGCCGACAUUGAGGGCAGUGGAUAUCAUGGAGAGGUGACCCAAGACUUGGAAUCGAGUGGAUCUGGUUUAGGACCUGACGAUGAGGAUGAUACUGAUGAUGAUAAAUCUCGUUCUUAUGUACCACCAGUGAAUAAUCCAGUAUCACCUGGACAAACGGAAACUGAAACUGAAAAAGGACCUGUAGAAAACAAUCCCCCUCCGGUUCCCACUGAAGAUUCCACAGUCAAAAUGAAUAAAAAGCAUGAAGAUCGCCCCGCUUCAUUUUUUGCCCAGCCCGGCAUGAUAGCAGCUGUUAUCGGUGGAGCAGUUGUUGGUCUUCUGUGUGCUAUAUUAGUAGUGAUGUUCAUAGUUUACAGAAUGCGUAAAAAAGAUGAAGGGUCGUAUGCUUUAGGAGAACCAAAACAAUCUCCUAACUCGAAUUCGUAUAGUAGAGGAACAAACAAAGAAUUCUUUGCCUGAAAAUAGUUGUUAUGAAAAAAUGGACGGUAAUCUCGAGAGUCUGCAAAUCGCUCAUCCAUAAAGCUCAGGCAGACAUUAGGGACUGAAUCAUCCGCUUGUAGUGAAGCUUAUAUGUUAAAUAAAAACAUUUACAAAACGUCAUAACAAAAAACGCACAUAUUGCAGUAGAGGAUACUUUCUUUUUGUUAAUAUCUAUGUAUAAUACGUAAUUGUUUUGUCAUGAUUAGGGUUUCAGUAAAAUAAUUUUUUAUAAAGGAAUAGAGAAAAAUAAUAUUGGGUCUACUAUUGCCAAAAACUGCCAACAGUGUAAGUAAAUAAUUGUGUAUUAUUAUACUUUUUAAAUUAAAAUCAUUCAACUUCUAUAUUUCAGUGUAUAUACAAAUAUAUAUAUACACAUAUAUAAAUAGAUGUACUAAAGAGAAUUAAAUGUUUUACGUCCAUUUUUAUUUUGAGUAUAUAGUACAAUUUUCCCACAUUAUUAACUUUCAUUUCAUUGUUAAUAAGUAACAUUUUUUGGGGUACUAUAUGCUCAAAUAAUACUUAAAUGUACCUAUUUAAUAUAUAGUAAUAACUAGAGUAUAAUAAUAAUAAUAAUAAUUGGUAAUAGGAACUAGUAAAUAAUACUAUGCUAUAACUAAUCUGUGUAAUAUUUUACACAUGCUAAGUAUCGUGCAGCUUUGAUAAAUUACUUUUUUCGUCUCUAAUUGAUUUCAUUUGAUAUAUCCUAAACUAAACUAUUUUUAUAUCAUUAAAUUUAAUUUUAUGUAGAUAUCUGAAAAUAUUUAUCUCGGAAAGCAAAUUGUUUAGUAUUAGGGGAUAUAAAAUAAAAUUGAGCAUAACUUUAGAAACACUUUUCCCAAAAAAAAAAAAAAAACAAAUAAUACGACAAAGAUUGUAGGUUUUUUUAAACCGCGUUAAUUUUUAUUAGACCGUAGUAACACAUUUUCAUGACAGCUGAUAUUAAAUCAACAAAGUUUAAUUUUUACAAUGUUUGAAAAGUAAAUGCCAUUCCCAAAUUAGUUAAUAUAUGAUAGAAUAAACUAGACAUUCCUUGAGAUUCAUGAUUUUUAGGACUGUUUUAGAGUUUUAUAUGCAACUCAUUGCGGAUUAGAUGAGAUUUAUUUGAUCUGGCGAAUAGUGUAUUACAAUAUGUAAAGGUAUGUGCGGUUUUCAUGUCAUACUCAAUUGUGCAUCUGAUGUACAUGCUGCAUCACACAAGAAAAACGCACACGUCUCGAAAACUUAUAAAGCUCUGGAAUAGGACUUCUGUUGAAGUGUCAUUAAUAAAACAAUACAUCUCAAUACAUAUUGUUUUUUUUUAUGGCAAUAUAGACAAAAAGAUAACUGGAACCAAACAAAGGAUUAGUAUUCUUAGUGUCUAAUUUUUUUUUUUAAUGAGAAUUCCUGGCUGUUGAUUGGAUAGGGAUACAAUUUACUUUAAAUUUGGAAUUUUAUAUUCAUAAAUGAACUUCAUUUAGAUGAAAUAGAUAUAGUAUAAUAGUAAGCGAUGCAAAAUAUUGUCAUAAUGCCUUGUAUAUUAUUAUACCACUUACUGCGAUAUUUAUAUCCUAGAUAAUCAAUUUUAUUUUGUAAACCGAUAAGGCCACUUGUGAACUUUAAACGAAAAUCUUUAAUGGUAUAUAAAUAUAUCAACGAUACAAACUUCUUAUUAUAAUAACUUUUUUUAAGAAACUGACUGUAGGUAUUCAAGAUUGAAAUGUAUAUUAUUAGAUUAAAAUUAGAAUAAUGUUGUACAAUCCAGUUGUAAAUAAAUAAGACUAAAAAUUAA
Anoplophora glabripennis (Asian longhorned beetle) is the source of this 2472-nucleotide messenger RNA. RefSeq names its product syndecan. The coding region runs from base 117 to 683 and encodes 188 amino acids. The record is from RefSeq and is a predicted model, not a curated record. Gene Ontology annotation, cellular component: membrane; cell surface. The transcript has 4 exons. Lineage: Eukaryota; Metazoa; Arthropoda; Insecta; Coleoptera; Cerambycidae. Gene Ontology annotation, biological process: cell migration.